This is a messenger RNA of Lottia gigantea (owl limpet), 2275 nucleotides long. RefSeq lists its product as hypothetical. The coding region runs from base 1 to 1806 and encodes 601 amino acids. The transcript is spliced from 14 exons. Gene Ontology annotation, cellular component: nucleus. NCBI's taxonomy places the organism in Eukaryota, Metazoa, Mollusca, Gastropoda, Lottiidae. The record is from RefSeq and is a predicted model, not a curated record. Gene Ontology annotation, molecular function: exonuclease activity; nucleic acid binding.
AUGUCCACAAAUAAAGAAAAAAGAAUAUUAUCUAAAGUGAAGAAGGUCAGAGCAUUUUUGAAUGUGGCCAGGUUGAAUGAAGAAGAUAAGAAAAUGAAUCUUACAACAAAGAAAAGACCUGCUGAUGGAGAUGUAUUUGAAGAAUCACCAAAGAAACAGAAAAACAGUGAAAAUGUAAUAGACAUGAAGAGAGAUAUAACUGAAUUACCAUUUCAAAUGUUGACUGAUGAAGAAAGAAUUCAAUUGAUUGAACUGAAGAAAGCAUCUAAAAUGGCAGCCAUGGAAAGAUCCAAGAUUUAUUUAACAUUGAAAGAAUUAGGUGAUGAACUGAAGAAGAGAUUAUCUAAAAUGUCUGCUAACCCUGAUGAAUGUGAAGUAGAGAAGUUACCAACAUUGUAUGCUCAGGAUCUUCAGUCUCUGAUAUUAUAUGCUAUAGAGGGAGCUAACUCUAGCUAUUACCCAAGAUGGUGUAGGCUACUACGACCUAAUAAAAUAUCUAGUAUUGUUGUCAUGGUGAUAGAUGGUGUAUCGUUAUCAGAUGUAAAUAAAAAUACAGAUUGCUUCGAUUAUUUAACAUCUCAUAUACCACAGUAUGUUGAAAUGAAAAGUCCCUGUAGUUAUAAUAGUACUGUAGAAAAUGAAGUAUUUAAAGUUAGACUAUCAGAAUCUCAGUGGCAUCAUAAAGUUAGAUCUGGUAGUGUAAAUGAAAUUCAAACUAAUGGUGAACAAGAAAGGUUAUUAUCUGAUGUUGUACCAACUGAUACUACUGAUAAAUUUGAUAGAAGAUUAUUAUUGUUAAAUCUUAAAGAUAUGUUACAUGAUGGCUUCCCCCUACCUAUCGUUAAAAAUGGUCAGUGUGUUUAUCCCAAUUUUAAAUUUACUAAAGAAAGAUAUACACCUGUUACAGCUAAUAGCCCCAUAUUUUCUGUUGACUGUGAAAUGACUAUACUACAAGGUAAUGCUAUAAUAGACUAUGCUACAAGAUUUAGUGGUAUAACAGAGGAAAUGUUACGGAAUGUAAAAACAAGACUAGUUGAUGUACAACGUGAAUUUAGUAACCUUCUCCCUCCAGAUGCUAUAUUAGUUGGUCAUUCUCUAGAUAAUGAUUUAAUUGUAUUAAAGAUGUUUCAUCCCUACUGUAUAGAUACUAGUGUUAUAUAUAAUCUGGGUAAAAAAGAUUAUAAAUCAGGAUUAAGUACAUUAACAAGAUGUUUUCUCAAGAAGAAUAUACAGUUAGAUGUAUCUGGUCAUUCACCUAUAGAAGAUUCUAUAGCUACCAUGGAGUUAACACUUUUAAAACUCAGAACAGGUGUAGAAUUUGGUGAUAUGUUAUCAGGCUGUGCCAUGACAACCAAUAAUAUAACUCAACCUUCUUUACCUCCAAACUCUUCAUCAUCAUCAGCAUCACUACCAUCUACAGAUACAACACACUUUCAGUCCUUAUUUCAGAUAUCAACUAAAGCUAAAAAACAAAGUGUUGUCAUCAGUAGUGGAGAAAUAGUCAAAAUGCCAGUGGUUACUAAAACAACAAUAUUAGCACAGUCUGAUCAGGAUUGUGUCAAACAAGCUGUGAAAGAAUUUAAUUCUGAUAAACAAUUUAUCUGGUUAAAUCUUCAAGAUUGUUUACAAAAUAAAGCCAAGCUGAAGUCAGUUGCUUAUAGAAAGGAGAAGUUUGAAGAAUUAGAUGCCUCAAUAAAAGAGAUAAAAGAAUCCUGUCGUCCUGGAAGCCUGUUUAUAACGGUAUUCAGUGGUAAAGUGAGAAAGAAGAAAUCUGAAUCAGCUGGUGUUUAUGUCUGUAUUACUUGAUCACUCAGUGUGGUUUAAAACUGUUGAAGACCGUGUGAUUUUGAUAAAUCUGGUGUAAUUUUAAGAUCUUAAUGCAAAUAUAUGACCACUCUUAUUUUAUAAAUGUGAAAAAUUUUGAUUAACAUGUUGUUUGAGUCAUGGCCAAGCAGAAACCAAUCUGAAACACUGGAACUAGAAUAAAUACUGGAUAAUACCAUUGCAUCUGUAUGACCAUUUUGUGAGUGGGAACUAUCUUAAACAAGUAGUUGAUCCAUGGACAAGCAGUUAACCCUCAUAAACACUGUAAUGUGAUACAAUAUGAAUGAGUGGGUAUAGGUUAUAGUGAUGGUAGACAUGGUAAGAUUUUAUCAGCCACAGUCUAGUGAGAAUUCCUGAUAAAUCUCUAGAUCUGAAGAGGAUAUUGUGGAGUUACAGCCAUUAAAAGUUGUAAUGAAAUGAAUGUAAUGAAAGAGUGACAUCUAUAUUAUUG